UCAGUACGGAAGGGGCAGGGCGAUUUCAUUCGGAUUGGAUAAACUGAAUGUGUUAUCGGUGCUGUAAGGAUACAUGAAUGACUGAGUGCUUCUUGGGAUGCAAGAAUACUUUGUGUAGUUUUCUCAUAAUAGACAAUCUAUCAAGACACUGUUCAAGGAUACCCAGUAAACGUCUGUGGCUGUGGUAGGAGAGUGAGCGAGUGAGUGAUGGCGGACCAGCAGAAGCAGCGCUCUCUCUCCACAUCGGGCGAGUCCCUGUAUGUGGUGCUUGGCGUUGACAAAAACGCUGCACCUGAAGAUAUCAAGAAGUCCUACAGGAAGUUAGCACUAAAGUACCACCCUGAUAAGAACCCAGACAAUCCAGAUGCGUCAGAGAAGUUCAAAGAGAUCAACAACGCCCACGCCAUCCUCAGCGACGUCACCAAACGCAACAUCUACAACCAGUAUGGUUCACUAGGACUCUACGUGGCCGAGCAGUUUGGCGAGGAGAAUGUCAACACCUACUUUGUGCUCUCCAGUUGGUGGGCCAAGGCCUUGUUUCUCUUCUGCGGCGUGGCCACGGGCUGCUACUGUUGCUGCUGCCUGUGCUGCUGCUGUAAUUGCUGCUGUGGCAAGUGCAAACCCCGGCCCCCACAGGACCAGGAGCCCGAGUUCUUUGUCUCGCCUGAGGACCUGGAGGCCCAGAUGCAGGAAGACAGAGAUGGUACCAGCCCCAUCGUGAUGCAGCCCUCCUCUGCCACGGAAACGACCCAGUUGACAUCCGACAGCCACCACUCCAGCUACCGGACCGACACGGGCUACAACUAGCACCAGUCUAGAACCUUUACCCAGGCCUUCUACUCCCACUAACUCCCACUCCUGUCCCCACUGCCUCCGCCACCCUUAAAACCCACUUCCCCAACCUGGGACGAGCCACCAUGCUGGGGGGUUCUGGAAGAGGAGCAGCCCAAUCAGACACUGGAAAUGAUGCGCUGAGAGAGUGAGGGAGAAGAGAGAGAGACUGAGCGUGAGGAUGCCAAGUAGUCUUCAUCUGCUUCCGCACUGACAGCAACACAUAUCGGCGCCUUUUUGGAAGGAAAAAAAGGAGAGAGGCUUCUUUUGUUGUUGUUGUUUUUGUCUUUUUUUUUGUUUUUGCCUUUUACCUCCUGUCGUUCCAGAUUCUGCUGUCAUCCCUCUACCACCCAUUCAGCGUGCACUCACACACGCGCGCGCACGCACACACACACACUCACUAUGAUUUUAGAUUGUAGUAUUUAAUUUACAAAUCAAGUUUGUGUUUUUAAUAUUUAUGUUUUAUCCUUUUACUAUGUCAGUAUUGUUAGGUUCUUGUGAUGUUCCUUUCCAUAUCACUCUUCAUGGAGCCUCAGCACUCCAUCUGAGAGAUGUUUGUCUUGUCAGCAGUGCAUAUCCUGCACAUGUAGCGCUUCCUCUAACCUAGUCUAAUGCAUAUUCUCCAUGAAGCCAGACAGUAAGUCCAGCUGGAACUGAUUAUAAUAAUCAUUAUAAUGACUAUUAAGACUAUUAUGAAGAUCAUGAAUGAUGAUGGUGGUGAUGUAAAUGAUUUGUGACCCAGUUACUACAUUGUUACAUGACCAACACUCCAGACUGCACUCACAUAGAAGGCAAAUUCUACAAGUAGAAUACACGAUUACAUCUUUACUUUGCACCUUCGUGACAUACUAACAUACACUCAAAUAAAAUGAACCCUGGCUUCUCAUUUGGUAUAUUUUCAUUUUGGGAAAAUAAUGUUGAUCAUUCUGUAGACUUUGGACACACACACACACACACAAACAGCCUCCCUUUACUAGUCCUGUCCUGUUACAGCUGACCUGUUAUCUCUCUUGCAUACCUGUAGUAGAGAUGAGAAAUGAAGUAAUACAGUAAAUCCCAAACUCAACAUGUUCUGGAGCACUUCUUGUGCAAAAGUAUCAUUGAUGUGUAGGAAUUAGAUAUUCAGCGGUUCUGAGCUGUCAUUCACCUUAUGUGGAUUGAUCAUCAUAUUGCCAUACUCACUCACACAAAUCAACUAGUCAUGGCCAAAAGUAGCUGAGCUGAUUAUACUUGUUAUGCUGAUAUGCUGUCAGUGAGUAACAAAAAAGCCAAAACGACAGAUGUUGUUCAGGUUGACCAUUGCCAGUCCAUGUUAGCCAAGCUUGCCAGCCUUCUAGCCACCCUACUCCCUUGAACACACACACACACACAAAGACUACUGUUUGUAGAUCCUCUGUAUUAACCUUAUAUGUGCACCCACUUUCAACUCCUGUGUGCAGGUUUUACUGUAGGUCUGGUGUGCUGUUGAAAUCUGGAGCUGUUGUACCAACACACUACGGUUCCUGUGUAAGUGGGUUAGUCAGGGAUGGCAUAUGGUGUUGAGGUGGGGGGGAUGUAGGGGCGAGGCUGGAAUCUAAAGCGUGCAUGAGUAUUGUUGUGUUCUUCCUUAUAUGUCUCCUGGCUUAGAGUCUGCAGCACAAACACAUGUGCACUGAAAGGGUGAGGCAUUUGGUGUUGUUUGUGGUUGUUGUUGCCUUCUCUGCUGAAGUUGCAGUCGGAUCUGUUGCAGUCAAGCCUACACGGCUAACACAUUGGUCACACUGUUCAUGUGUGCUUUGUGACUUCGGUUUUACUAGAGUGCACAUUUGUUCAAAGCUGUUGUGUCUGACCAAAGUUUGCUGAUGCGGUUUCCUUCUACUACUGAGACUACUGUGGCUUUGACAGUCUACUAGAGUUAGUAGAGUAAAAUGGAAACUGAACUUGAAAUCAUUAAGAGUGAGACGCCCAUUUGCUAUGUUGACAUGCCAAAUCAUGAGCUUUCCACAGAUUUACCGCCAGGUGUAAUCUGUGCAUGUGUGCUAUUGAUAACCUGUCUUGCUGUGUACUGCAGUGUGAGGCUGAGACGGAUGCAAGAGAGCGAGAACACCACUGUAUGCAAGCAUGUGCUUGCUUCUCACCUGUUUCCAUGCCAACAGGUGCUUCUCUGUUGCCAUGUGAACAAGCGCUUCCCUUCAGAUACUGCUGGAGAAAAUUUUGCCUUCCAACAAACCACAAAACGUGGCCUCCGGCUCAUCGUAUCUAUGCAUGUGUGACUAACAGAUCACUGCUACAGGCUGGAGGCGGGUGUGCCAGUGGUGUUUUGCGGGUUAUGGUGGCGUUAACUGUUGUCAUCUCUUCCAGAGUGUUCUCUUUAUGACUGAUUGGCCAUUCCAAAUGUGUGACUGGCACCACAUCCCUGAGCUUGAUAUCUGCUUCAUCUCUUUAGUGAGCUUAUUUGGAUGAGCUCCCUGAAAAAAGUAUAUUUACUAGGUUUAAUCUCACUGGACCUGUCAUUAGGAUUGCUGUCAGACUUAAUUGCUGCAAUCAGUAUCUUGAUUCUCUUGAUCCUUCCUGUUGUGUUUUUACCUUUCUGUUAACCAGUAUAGAGUUGACUGAAUAUUAAGCCACAUUUGAAUGACUAUGCCCAUGGAUUUGCACUGUUUUUAUUUAUGUGUUGCUAGUUUCUUACUGUUCAGUUGCUUCUGCUGUUUCAGUGUAGUUGUGUGUAGUAGACCUAACAUACUUUUACGUUAAGUGCGUUUGUGUGUUUGUGUCUGCUGAAACAGGUGUUCCUCAACAAGUGUUGAAGUGCAGAUAUUGAUCAGUAUUGCGUCUUAUACUGUACCCAUGUCCUAUGCCCUCAACUUCCAUAACCCCUGGUACUCCUCAUCAACAAAUGAUCCUCAAUCCUUUUCCUCACUGUCUUCAGCUCCGUCAUGCUCUAUUUGUCUUGAUAAAGCGUAUUAACACUAACGUCAACCUCACAACUUCCUCCAAAGCAGUUAAUUGGGGGAUAGAGAAAAUAAUGAGAGGGGAAAUAAUGAAAUUUAUUUUUUAGGCACAUAAAAAAUGCCACUGUCAGAUUUCAUUACUAAAUAUAUGUGUGUGAGAGUUAAGUGCUUGUGUGUAUGUGUCUGAAUGUAUAUCUGUGUGCCGGGUGUGGAGGGAGAGUGGGGGGUCAAGCCUUUUUUCGAGGAACCCCUAUUGCAGUUGAAAUUGUACUGAUCCAUUCCCUAUGUCCUGUAAAAGCUCACAAUGGGAACACUCUUAACACCCGUUAUGACUAUGAUUAUGUUUCCUAUGUGGACUGAGGGUAGUGGUGUCCAUCUCCUAAUAUUUAUCUUUUUAAAUGUAACUUACUUGUCAUAUUUGUUGUAGAUCCCAGAUCUGUCUGUGUGAGUGUGUGAGUUUUGGUUCCAUGACCGACAGUGUUUCCUAUAUUUUCCUUUAGUCGUAAAAUUAUUUAUGUUAUCUGUGUGAGUGCUGAAAGUUAAUAUACUGACAAUCAGUGAAGCCAGGAAUGUUAGGUAAUGUCUAGGGAUACAGAACUUUUGUGUUUUUUUGUUUUGUUUUUUAAGUGAUCUGAUAAAGUCAUACUACCAUAGUACUCCCUAAUCUGUUUUAUUUUGCAUAAUUCAAUUUCAUUUAAUAAUACUGCAAACAUCUCUGCUUUUGUUAUAGUUUUAGACUAGAAAUGUACAAUUGUAGAUUUAAAAAGUGGUAGUAUAUUUUGAUGUUCUGGCAUUAAGUUGACAAGGGAAGUUUUAGCUGUGUCCUGUUUUGUGUUUUUAUUUUAAUGUCAUCUGGAUCUCUGUGGAUCGAUGUCCUCUGGUUUAGUUGCUUGUGUUGCCUGUGACAAACAGUCUCAUCACAUAUCCUUGUCUCUAUGGUGACCUUUUUACCUGAAAAUAAAGGCAAAUUGUCAGUGUGGACCUCUAUACCAAAACUAGUCAAAAUGAACCAAACAGUAAAACAACACAAGUACAAUUAAUUAAUAUAAUUGAUAAUGCUAUAUAUUGCAAUUUUAUUUAUUCUAUUUUUCUUAUGGUUUUAAUGAAUUACCAUAGUCCAAAUAGUGUGCAUGUAGAUUUUGGGAAGAUGCUAGAUUGAUCAAGAUCCUCAUACUGAAUGACUUUGUCAGUUGUAUGUAUUUUAUCUUAAGAGAAAGCAGACGUUUCAUUCUGUUUUGAUGUUGUUCAAAUAAAUGUUUCUGAAAUUAA
Alosa sapidissima (American shad) is the source of this 5030-nucleotide messenger RNA. RefSeq names its product DnaJ (Hsp40) homolog, subfamily C, member 5ab (gene dnajc5ab). The coding region runs from base 208 to 807 and encodes 199 amino acids. Gene Ontology annotation, cellular component: membrane; intracellular membrane-bounded organelle; presynapse. The transcript has 5 exons. Gene Ontology annotation, biological process: regulation of synaptic vesicle cycle. The record is from RefSeq and is a predicted model, not a curated record. Lineage: Eukaryota; Metazoa; Chordata; Actinopteri; Clupeiformes; Clupeidae.